This is a messenger RNA of Paramacrobiotus metropolitanus, 1574 nucleotides long. RefSeq names its product ubiquitin-like domain-containing CTD phosphatase 1. Gene Ontology annotation, cellular component: nucleus. The coding region runs from base 122 to 1282 and encodes 386 amino acids. The transcript is spliced from 9 exons. NCBI's taxonomy places the organism in Eukaryota, Metazoa, Tardigrada, Eutardigrada, Parachela, Macrobiotidae. Gene Ontology annotation, molecular function: phosphoprotein phosphatase activity; protein binding. The record is from RefSeq and is a predicted model, not a curated record.
GUGUAUUAAAGCCAUUGUUGUACGUUUAGUGCGAGAAGCGAUAUAAAACAGAUACAGCAGUAUUACAUCCGCAAAUUUCAACUAUCGAUAGUGAGAUUAAGAAAUACUGUCGAAGAAAAUUAUGGCAGAUGAUCUGAGCCUGAAUCCUUCGACUUCCAUGUCGAUAACCGUGAGCGAAGUGACGGUGACUCAAACAUUCGCAGAUGCCUCGUUAAUUCCUGCGGAUCCUGUUGGCGGGGAUGCUGGUGAAGACAACAGUCAUCCCGUCAUGGUGAAAUGGAGUGGAAAGGAAAUCACUGUUUCCACCCUGAGCCAGUCCGCAACGAUUUUGCAGCUGAAAGAAGUGCUGUUCGAGCACACGAACGUCCUGCCUCAUCGGCAGAAACUCACGGGAGCAGGAAAAACUCUGUCAGACGAGCUGGCUUUGGGAAGUAUCUUCAAACGUAAUCAAAGAAUUAUGAUGAUUGGAACUCCCGAAGAAACACUGACGUCUUUUUGGGAUAAUCAGCCGGACAGCGGAAAUGUGGUUAAUGAUUUUGAAGUGAUGGCUGACCCCGAAAUACCUUAUGCCGCCCGCGUAGAGUAUUUAGAGAAAAUAUCGAGACACGUUCGAGAUUAUCGCAUGCAGAUAAUGAGUCAUUUUCGCGAGGGAAAAAAGUUACUGGUGUUGGACAUCGACUAUACCAUUUUUGAUAACGGUUCUGUGGGUCAAAAUGGACAGGAGCUAAUGCGGCCAUAUCUGCACGAGUUCCUGCAAGUAGCCUAUCGGAAUUUUGACAUUAUCAUCUGGUCGGCUACGAGCAAGCGGUGGAUUGUAGCUAAACUUCAGGAACUAGGAAUCACUUCCAAUGCUCGCGCUGGGCAUUAUAAGAUUGCAGCUUUGCUGGACGAUGCUGCCAUGAUUCAGAUUCACAGACCUGAAGGCCCUUGUACCGUGAAAGCUCUUGGUGUAAUUUGGGGAAAAUUUCCACAGUUUAGCGAAACGAAUACGAUUAUAGUCGACGAUCUGAGGCGCAAUUUUUUAAUGAAUCCCAAGAGUGGAAUACGCAUCACACAGUACCGCCGCGCGUUCGAAAAUCGGGACAAAGAUAUGGAGUUGGUUAAGCUCGCUGAAUAUCUGGAGGCUAUUGCUGAAGAAACUGAUUUCACGAAACUUAACCAUCGCAAGUGGGAAAGAAUUGCACACGAAUACCGAAAAAAGCUGAAGCGGCUGGAAAAAACGCUGUUCCGCACCCCGUCAUCCAGAGAUGGCGGAGACCAAGGGUCUGGUUCCAGCACGUAAAUGUUGCCCAUGCUGAGGGUUUCUUGUUGAUGCCAGUUUUGGACCAUAGCCAGUGUGAUGUGGAUUUUAUGCUGCUCAGAAAUUUUGUUUCUCCACUUCAGAAUGUUACUGCAGUGUGACAUACGUAGUAUUUUAGUUUCUCUUCCAAAAAACGAUCUGCAUUUUUUACUGGUUAGUGAUUUUUAAUUAUUUAUUUUUUCAUUGCAGGAAUGAUUAUUGUGUCUUGUUUUGCAAGUAGAUGUUUAAUGUGUAAACAAAUUUUUGGUUUGAAUAACAUUCUGUUUUCCAGCAA